Molecule: messenger RNA, 903 nt
Organism: Arthroderma uncinatum
Lineage: Eukaryota; Fungi; Ascomycota; Eurotiomycetes; Onygenales; Arthrodermataceae
Product: alpha/beta hydrolase fold protein
Exons: 1
Coding region: 1-903 (300 amino acids)
Biological process (GO): regulation of lipid storage
Cellular component (GO): endoplasmic reticulum
Source: RefSeq, a predicted model, not a curated record
AUGGUCGACAUUGGAACACAUCACCUCUUCAUAUCUAUCAGCGGGCCCCCGCGUUCUGACCGGGAUCCCAUUGCCAUCAUACUUGCCGGCGCCGGGGAUGUCACUUCGUCGUACGUCGCGGUCGAGAGGCUGGUAGCAUCGUUCUGCCGCAUUGCCAUCUAUGACCGGUCUGGGCUCGGGCACAGCGAAGAUGGGCCACAGAGACACACGGCUACCAUUGCUGCCACUGAAUUACAUGCACUACUGAAGAAUGCACAAAUCGAACCGCCCCUUGUAUUAGUUGGUCACUCGUACGGCGGAAUCGUGGCGCGCGAGUACUUCCACCUAUACCCUGGUGACGUUGCAGGCAUGGUUCUCCCAGACGCUGCUACGGAAAGAAUGAGCGAAUAUUUCAGGGUACCCGACCCAAACAUCAACGCAGUGAUGGGCACUCUUAAAUAUUCGCAGAUUACAGGGCUACGUGAUGACUCGAAGCUAUCACGAGAAGAAUGGAGGACACGAGCAGCAGACAUAUCUAGGGGUGUGAUAGCCACUCAAGCCGAAGCAGCGGCGUUUAUAGAAGUUUGUGAGACCCUGGGGGAAAAGGAUCAGUAUAAAAUCUGUGCGAUGGGUGACAGACCGUUAAGCGUUAUUCGCUGUAAUAGCGCAAGGGACUAUCAGCGUAUCUACGAGAAGGGUGUCGAAGCAGGAAAUGGGACUGAAGAACAGCAGUGCGCGUUUCGUCAGCUGUUGGACCGAUGGGACGAUAUCGACCGCUCGUUAAAAGAAGAUCAACUCCAGUUGUCGUCCAAUAGUCGCCUGGUUCACGUCCCUGAUGGCGGACAUCAUGUUCAUUUGAUCAGACCAGAUAUUGUUGCAGAAGAGAUUCAAUGGGUCAGGGACAUGAUUUUGUCGGGACCCUAG